This is a messenger RNA of Pseudoliparis swirei, 5385 nucleotides long. RefSeq names its product phosphatidylinositol-4,5-bisphosphate 3-kinase, catalytic subunit delta (gene pik3cd). Gene Ontology annotation, molecular function: 1-phosphatidylinositol-3-kinase activity; 1-phosphatidylinositol-4-phosphate 3-kinase activity. The record is from RefSeq and is a predicted model, not a curated record. NCBI's taxonomy places the organism in Eukaryota, Metazoa, Chordata, Actinopteri, Perciformes, Liparidae. The transcript is spliced from 21 exons. Gene Ontology annotation, cellular component: plasma membrane; phosphatidylinositol 3-kinase complex; cytoplasm. The coding region runs from base 21 to 3230 and encodes 1069 amino acids. Gene Ontology annotation, biological process: phosphatidylinositol-mediated signaling; cell migration; phosphatidylinositol 3-kinase/protein kinase B signal transduction.
GUAAAUGAGAGGCCGUCACAAUGCCCUCGGGGAAGUAUGGGAUGCAGGAGGAAUGGGAGAAGGAGGGGGACCAGGAGGUCGUGAUGGAGUUCCUGCUGCCUACCGGGAUCUUCCUAAAAUUCCCUGUAUCUCCAAACGACACCAUCAAAAGCAUAAAAAAAAUGGUUUGGAAGAAUGCGAGUAGCGAGGCCCUGUUCGGCGCGCUGGGUGAGCCCGACGCGUACGUCUUCACCUGCAUCAACCAGACAGCAGAGAGGGAGGAACUGGAGGAAGAAUCGAGGCGCAUAAACGACGUGCGGCCCUUCAUGUGCGUUUUGAGGCUGGUGGCGAGGGAGGGCGACCGAGUGGAGAAACUCACCAACACCCAGAUCAGCCUGUUAAUUGGAAAAGGUCUGCAUGAGUUCGAGGCCCAGAAGAACCACGAGGUGAAUGAGUUUCGGACAAAGAUGCGUAUGUUUUGCGAAGAGAAGGCUCAGGAGAGGCAGAUGUUGCCAUGGCAGCAGUGGAUGAAGUACAGCUUCCCGUGUGACCUGGAGCCAUGCUGCUCUCCGCCGGGGUGCGGGAGUGCAAAGUCCAAAAACUCCAAGAAGAUCUUUAUCAAUGUCAAGUUUGAGGCUUCUGAUGAGAGCUUCAUGCUGCAGCAGGACCCUCAAGACCUCCCAGUGGCUCUGAUGAAGAGCGCUCUGAAGAAGAAGGCCACAGUCUUUCGCUCAUUGCGACAGGAGCCCGAAGACUACACGUUGCAGGUCAACGGGAGGUGGGACUUCAUCUAUGGGAAUCAUCCCAUGUGCCAGUUUAAAUACAUAUUCUCGUGUUUGAGAAAUGGACAGAACCCGUUCCUCACCAUGGUGCACCACUCCACCAUCCACAGAUAUCAGGAGGAGCAGGGCAGCAUGUGCAGCCAGGUCUACAAGAGUCGCUCCUUGUCCAGACCUCCUCCGCUGCCCCUGAAGAAGCAGAAUACCUCCUCUCUGUGGUCCAUCAGUGAGCCUUUCUACAUUCACCUGCUGCAGGGCAGCCGAGUCAAUGCAGGCGAAGGAAUGAAGCUCGUGGUACAGGCCGGUCUGUUCCAUGGUAGCGAACACCUCUGUAAGGUGGUGACAACCUCGGAGGUGACGGUGUGCUCUGAGCCGCUGUGGGAUCAGAAGCUGGAGUUCGACAUAAACGUGGCUGACCUGCCACGCAUGAGCCGCCUGUGCUUCGCGCUCUAUGCAGUCAUUGAGAAAGCCAAGAAACCCCGCUGCACGAAAAAGAAGAAUAAGAAAGCGGACUGUCCGAUAGCCUGGGUGAACACCAUGGUGUUCGACUACAAGGACCAGCUGAAGACUGGGGAGUUCCUGUUGUCCACAUGGCCAUCUGUUCCUGACAAAAGCGACCUGUUGAACCCAAUGGGAACCGUGGAGAAGAACCCCAAUGUGGACAGUGCCGCCGGGCUGCUCAUUCGCUUCCCUAAUAUCCGGCCACAUCCUCUCUACUACCCACCACUGGACAAGAUAAGUGGAGACAUGGAGAAGAACGGUGAUGCAACUAUUGCCACAAAAGAGGAGUACAUGAAACUAAAAGAGAUCAUGGACAACAAAAACUCCACUGAGUUUUUCGAGGACGAGAAAGAGCUCCUGUGGAAGCUCCGCACCGAAGUCCGUGACCAUUUUCAUGAAAGUCUGUCCAAGCUGCUCCUCAUCACCAAGUGGAAUCGGCACGAGGACGUAGUUCAGUUGGUUAGUUUACUGAAGAACUGGCAGGACCUCCCCGGCAUCCAAGCCUUGGAGCUGUUGGACUACAGUUUUCCCGACCCGGCGGUCCGUUCGUUCACAAUCAGAUGCCUCAGGAAGCUCAGUGACAAUGAACUGCUACAGUACUUAAUCCAGCUGGUCCAGGUCCUGAAGUACGAGUCCUAUCUAGACUGUGACCUCACCACUUUCCUGCUUGAAAGGGCAUUGUCCAACUGGAGGAUCGGACACUUUCUGUUUUGGCAUCUCAGGUCAGAGAUUCACGUGGCAUCUGUGAGUUUGCGUUUUGGCCUGAUUCUGGAGGCCUACUGCAGGGGAAACAUCCACCACAUCAGGCUUUUAACCAAACAGACUGAGGCUCUGGGAAAAAUGAAGGCCCUGAGUGACUUUGUCAAGUCAGGCUCCCAUAAGAUGACAGCAGAUGACCUGAAGCUGUGUAUCAGACAGGAGUCCUACCUGGAGGCCCUGUCUGACCUGCUGUCACCACUGAACCCCAGCAUCAUCCUGGCUGAGAUCUGUGCAGACAAGUGCAGGUUUAUGGACUCCAAAAUGAAGCCGCUGUGGCUGAUGUAUAACCCCGGAGCUCAAGAAGACAUGGUGGGCAUCAUCUUCAAGAAGGGAGAUGAUCUUCGACAAGACAUGUUGACCCUCCAGAUGAUCCAGCUCAUGGAGAAUUUAUGGAAGAGAGAGGGCCUCGAUCUCAGGAUGAUCCCUUAUGGCUGCUUGUCCACUGGGAACAAGAUGGGGCUCAUUGAGGUCGUGAAGAACUCCGACACCAUCGCCAACAUCCAGCGUAACAGCAGUAACAGCGCAGCCACCGCGGCCUUCAAAAAGGAUGCCCUGCUCAACUGGCUCAAAUCUAAGAAUCCUGAGGACAAACUGGAUCCAGCAAUAGAAGAGUUCACACUGUCCUGUGCCGGCUACUGCGUAGCUACUUACGUGCUGGGCAUCGGAGAUCGCCACAACGACAAUAUCAUGAUCAGGGAAACUGGACAGCUGUUCCACAUCGACUUUGGGCAUUUCUUGGGCAACUUCAAGCGGAAACUGGGGAUCAACAGGGAGCGUGUGCCUUUUAUCUUGACUUAUGACUUUGUCCAUGUGAUCCAACAAGGAAGGACCAACAACAGUGAGAAGUUUGAGAGGUUCAGGGGGUACUGCGAGCGGGCCUAUAAGAUCCUGUGUCGCAACGCGAUGCUCUUCGUCAACCUCUUCGCUAUGAUGAAGGCUGCAGGACUGCCAGAGCUCACCUCCUUCAAAGAUAUCCAGUAUCUUAAGGUAUGCAACCAUAAGGAUACUGCUGCUAAUCAUGGUGGUGAUGAUAUUGACAAUAUAUAUAUAUAUAUAUAUAUAUUUUCUCAAAAGGACUCUUUAGCUUUGGGCAAAUCGGAGGAAGAGGCACUGAAAAAUUUCAAGGUGAAGUUCAAUGAAGCUCUGCGGGAAAGCUGGAAGACGAAGGUCAACUGGAUGAUGCACUCUCUGGCCAAAGACAAUAGACCGUGAAGAACACAGCACCAACCUGAAGACAGACCCAGAAAUAUGGAUUUUAAUGUAUGGAGAUAAAAGGAAAGAAAACACAAUCAUUGAUUGAUUGCAUUCAAAAACUUUCAGCAUAUGUUUACUCCGGACCGGCGUGUCUGUGGUAAAUAACGACUAAGUGGAGGCAUCCAAAGAUGGUACAACCCUGGGGGUCAAUCUCAACACACAUAUAAUUUCACAAUGAAGAAAAUUCCUCCCACUCAUAUUUUCCCCAUCAGACAUUGCAUUGCCUUUGACUCAAGGACGUCUCAACAAAAUGAUAAACAAGCUUUAUAGAUGUGUUAGAGUUGCCACUUAAAAACCUCUUAAGUCUUUUCCACGCUUGCGACCAAUAACGGUUGUGUCAUUUCUUCUCAUUCCUACUGCCUCUUUGCCAUUGUGUCUUGUUUUUUCAUUGUAUUGUAUUUUAUUUAAUUCGGUAUAGCUCUGAAGUACUUGUACAAAGUCAUGAAGGAUAUUUUAAGAAGAUGUUGUGUUUUACUGCUGUUUUGAUAUUGCCUUGAAGGGCAGUAGGUUGCCAGUAGACACAAAGCAUUGUAACAUUUACAAUUAAUUGUAAGAUGAGAAGAUAACUUUAAAUAAUAGGACCUAUAUUUUGAUAACGUGUGCGACUCAGCAGACCAAACAGCUACUCCACAUUAAAGGAAAAGUUUGACAUUUUGACAAAUAGGCUUUCUAGCAUAGAGUUAGAUAAGAUGUCUACACCACUCUCGUUCAUUAAUUGUGAAGCUGGAGCAAGUAUUCUUUAGCUUAUCGUAGCCUUUAGCUUGACGACUAGAAACAGAGGAUCUUUAUGCUGAACUAAGCUUACUGUCUCCUAGUUCCAGAUUCAUAUUUAACAGGACAGAUAUUAGAGUGCCAAUGCUUUUCUCAUCUAACUCUCAGCAGGAAAGUCAAUAGGCAAAUGUCCCAAAAUGUUAAAAGAUAUCAUUGUGAUCUCUCAGAUGAUGCAGUGUGUAGGUGCCUGUGUUAUUUUCUGAAACUUAGGUUAUGCACUGGGAUUUGUGAACUGAUGUGCCAGGUGCCGGGAAAGAGAUGUCAUGCUUGUACUGUCAAACACCGCGACACUGGUGUGCUGUCUGAUCUCAUUUGAUGGUGCUUUCAGGAUACUUUACAUGCUGUAAAUCUCGCUGUCAGUCAUGCAAAGAGGAUGAUGUGCUUCUCAUCGCCUUUUUUAUUUAACAUAACAGUUCAAAUGAUCUACAACGACGACUUUUAGAGAAGAGCAAGUGUAGCUGUAGAUUACACAGCAAGGUGUUUUAAUUCCGUUCAGCACCUGAAUCACUGUGGAAUUGGUUUUAAAUAUUGGUCAUCAACGUUCCUCAGGAUGGGCUCAACUAAACACUGCUGCUUUAAGCAAGACGUCUAUUGAGUGUAUGAGCUGCGUUUGCCAAUUGCAAAAUAUUCUGCUGUUGCCUUUUGAGUUGGUUGUAAUUCAUGAAUUCCAUCAAAUGGUACAUUUAUUCUAACAAUCAGGUAUUGUUUACAUGUGUGCAGCUAAAGAUGAUAAAUCAUCCUUUCAAUAUAUGUCCGAUGGCGACCUGUCCUUUAUCUGCAUCCUGUUUGUACAUUUGCUUCACCUGCUGUUGGAAGGGACACAUACACCCAAUAAACAGUGUGUGACCGCCGAGCUCGCUGGCUUUCUAGGAUCCAAGCCAUAUGUAAACUUAAUUUAAUGCAGCUUUUUUUUUAAAGGCUAAUCGUGGAUGAAGGCAAGAGCCACCAAAUUCACCCAAUCAUUUCCAUUUGCUUCCCGAGUAACCCCAGUGUUUUAGAGCAAUAGACUUUUGUACAAGUCUGUGGGAGUUUACACUUCACUAAAACAUGUUUAUUAUUUAAAGUGAACACAGGGUGGUUUUGGCAGAUAUUGGAUGUAAAAUAUUGUCAUCGUUUUUGAUUGGGUUUUCUUUCUCUUUAUUGAACACAGAACCACAUCGUCAUUACAUAUUUCUUUGAGGGUAGAUUGCUUAAAAAAUAAAGAAAAUUCUUGCACACAAAACACGUUUGAAAUUGGAGAUGAAUAUUUAACAAGCAAGGGAGUAGGUUCCUAUAAGUAUCAUUUCCCCCAGACAGCAGAUACCAAUCAAAUGAGUCGGUUUAAUAAAGAAAGUAUGGGCAA